AGAAACCAUAAUCGUACAGAACAUCUGAAGGUCGGCAAACCGGUUAGUAAGGAUUUCUAGUCUGGAUCUAAUCGCUCUCGUACAACUAGUUUUGUUUGGAAGCUUGGUACUAACAUCUACAGAUAUUUAUGUUAUUAAAAUAGGCUUAUAAACUUGAAUUUAUCAUUUACCAGAAGCAGUUUCUUCUAAAAGUAUUCUUAAAUAAUUUCAAACAGAAUAUAUACAGUAGGUUAAAGGGACCUUUAUCUUUUUGUUCCAAUUCUAUAAUAUCUUCGAAGCUCAUGACUCAUACACGGAGUUAAGUUUGAAUAGCUGUCUAGGGUUCCGUCGGAGUUUUAAUGACGCCAUCUCAUCUCUCGAUUAUUUUGAUGAUGUUUUUUCUACUCACAUACUGUACUACUAAUCGGUAUUGCUUUAUUUUCUGAGUUAUAUAACAUAUUAACAUAGGUGUUUCAGAAUUAAAUAAAAUAUUUUAGAACUUUACUCGUUGUAAAUACUUUAUUGCUGCCUCUGGGUCCCAAUUCCUCUACAUAACGAUUAGAGAACGAAAAUGACAAAAUUCGUUUUCUCCUAAGAUAUUGCCAUCUCAAUAAUUGGUAAUUUCAUCGUAUUGACAGUGAGUGUUCCGCCCCGUACAUAAUGUUGAAAGCGGAAUUGCGGCCCUGGUCAAAUAAAUGCCUUUUGUCAUUUAUUUCUCGAGUAGACUUUCUGGAACUUUUAACUCUAUACUCUUAUUCAUUUUAAUAAUUCACUUGGGGUGAAAAUUCUGCCCGCUCAAAAGCUCUGGCCAAAACCAGGGCUCCCAUUCUGCUGUUUACAAUUUCCGAUGAAUGGAAAUUCCGGAACACUCACUGUCAUUACAAUGAAUUUUAAAUCAUUGAGCUGGCAAAAUUUUGAGGUCUUCAAUCAAAUUUCCAUGUAUUUAUCGGACAUUGUAAAUAGCAGAAUCGAGGCCCUGGUCUAAAAUUGUCUCGAAAAGACGACGAAAUAAUAACGCUUUUAAGAAAACGAUUUAUACAAAACCCGUAUAAGGAGACGAGCUCGCACUUUUGUUUUUGUGCUUGUUGUCUUUAAUAUGUUAAUGUCAAGGAAAAUAAAGUUUAGUGAGCGUUUCUGAGUGGUCUGACUUGCAUGUCUAGUGAACAUGUAUUUAGAUAAAGUUAAAACAUUGGUCGUUAUCCUGUGUAGUCUCUGUUAUGUCUCUUGCGAACUCGGACUGCCGGAGGGUGCGUCUUGCUUCACACAGGGUGCCAACGGGACAUGUGUCGAGCUAGGCAGAUGUGCUUCAGCCAAUAGAAUUAAUUUAUUCUUGACAGCAGGUUAUCCAAGAAGUCAGUUUCCUGAGUUACCGGAUAUAUGUUCGUACAGCGGCAAGCUGCCAGUUGUGUGCUGUACAGAUUGUAGCAUUUCUGAAAAACCAUACUAUGACACUGCUUUAUUACCUUUAGGGACAUUCGGUUCUAAAGAAGGUACAGUCGCGUGGAAAAAAUGCAUAGACUACUUCCAGCGUUUACCUUACAAAUGUCACGGGAGUGGUGUAGCCGGAGUAAAGAGGGAUUGGAAUGACGAGAAGAAAUGUUACGAUAUACAAAUAUAUGGAGCUCUGGGCGUGGGAGGACGCGACGCUGAGAGAUGGGAGUUCCCACACUCGGCAUUAAUCGGGUAUGGCGAUGAUGUGGAGACAGCGGAUUGGCUGUGCGGAGGCUCCGUCAUCAGCGAGAGGUUCAUACUCACUGCAGCUCACUGCACAGCGGCUGGAGCUUUGGGCAGCGUAAAAUUUGCGGCACUCGGCCUGUUAAAACGCACAGACCCUAAGAAGUACUGGAAAAUACAUAAUGUCAAGAGAAUUAUAAAUCACCCUGAGCAUAAGCCACCUUCCAAAUAUCAUGAUAUAGCUCUCCUGGAGACUGAGACUGAGAUGAAUUUUGGCAAUGAUCUGCUGCCAGCAUGCCUUCAUACGGGAACAGAAGAAAUAAGUACAGCUGAGGCUUCGGGAUGGGGGCGUCUGGGAUACAGACAGGCUUUAGCGAAUACCCUGCAAGUAGUUGAAAUAACACAGUAUAACGAUUCAGAAUGUGCAUCUAUGUACAAGCCUCACCGACUGCUAGAGCAUGGUUAUGAUCGGAAGACUCAGAUGUGCUACGGAGUUUAUAAUGCAGCUGUUGACACGUGCGAGGGCGACAGCGGUGGUCCUCUCCAAAUUCAUCGUUUUAAAUGCCUGUACACCGUUAUUGGAAUAACAUCAUAUGGCAAAGACUGUGGAAUCCCCGGCUCAGCUGGCAUGUACACCAGGGUCUCGUACUACGUGCCCUGGAUCGAGAGCAUCGUAUGGCCAGUAGAAUUUGAGCAACAGAAGAAACUGGACGAUGAAUGGCUGGACAAAUGGUUACAAAAACCCUCAAAUUUGUCGCAAGAAAUAAAACCUGUUAUGUAAAA
This is a messenger RNA of Trichoplusia ni (cabbage looper), 2436 nucleotides long. Its product is annotated as venom protease-like. The transcript is spliced from 10 exons. NCBI's taxonomy places the organism in Eukaryota, Metazoa, Arthropoda, Insecta, Lepidoptera, Noctuidae. The coding region runs from base 1145 to 2434 and encodes 429 amino acids. Gene Ontology annotation, biological process: proteolysis. The record is from RefSeq and is a predicted model, not a curated record. Gene Ontology annotation, molecular function: serine-type endopeptidase activity.